AGAACAAACGAUGAAAUCGCAGCGCUGGCCAAAGCACAGGAUUUCGAUGCUCUAGCCGCUCGAAUGUAUGGAAGACUUAAGUUCGGUACAGCAGGCAUUCGUGCUCGUAUGGAAGGAGGAUUUGCUCGUUUGAACGAAAUGACGAUCCUCAUUAUUACACAUGGAUUUGCAAAGUAUCUGCUCAAUGUAUUCCAAGGCCAACAACUUACUGGAGUAGCGAUUGGCUAUGAUGCCAGACACAACAGCAGACGAUUCGCUGUACUUGCCGCUAAUGUCUUCCUUCGUAAUGGCAUUCCCGUCCAUUUCUUCAGUGAAGAGUGUCCAACGCCAGUUGUUUCAUGGGCAACUGUGAAGCUGAACUGCAACGCUGGGCUGAUUAUCACAGCAUCGCAUAACCCGAAAGAGGAUAAUGGCUACAAAGCCUAUUGGAACAAUGGAGCACAGAUAAUCGAUCCUCAUGACACAGAAAUCAUGAAAUUAGCCGAAGCAGCACCGUUCCCGUUACCAAAUGAAUAUUGGGAUACAGCUGAUAUGAUGAAAAAUCCACUGUUCAGAUCUGCAGACACUGUGAUUGAUCCGUACUUCGAAAUCGAAAAGAAGUCCUUGAACUUCUACAGGCAAAUAAAUGCGUCAACGCCGCUGAAGUUCACAUACUCAGCGUUCCAUGGUGUGGGUCAUCGUUAUGCAAAACGUAUGUUCAGUGAAUUUGGUUUCAAGGAUGAUCACUUCAUCUCUGUUCCGGAACAACAAGAACCCAAUCCAGAUUUCCCAACGGUUCCAUUCCCGAAUCCCGAGGAAGGUGCCAGUGUUCUUGCGUUGUCAUUCAAAACGGCCGAUGCCAAUGGUUCAACAGUCGUGAUCGCGAAUGAUCCUGACGCUGACAGGGUUCAAUUGGCUGAGAAAAAUGCAAGUGGCGGUUGGAGAGUAUUCACUGGAAAUGAAAUGGGAGCACUGCUCUCGUGGUGGAUUUGGGUGAACUGGUCUCAGAUUCAUUCGAAUGUACCGAAAUCGGACAUUUAUAUUCUCAACAGUGCUGUGUCUUCCCAAAUGAUUAGAACAAUUGCUGAAAAGGAAGGAUUCAAAAGUGAUGUGACAUUGACCGGAUUCAAAUGGAUGGGAAAUAAAGCGGAUGAGUUGCGUAAAAAGGGCAAACACGUGAUCCUGGCUUGGGAAGAGAGUAUCGGAUUUAUGCCUGGUCACACGAUGGACAAGGAUGGACUGAGCUCAGCUGCAAUGUUUGCUGAAAUGGCUGCAUGGCUACAAACCCAGAAGCAAACACUACAAGAUAGACUCUUCUUCUUAUAUUUCAAAUAUGGUUACCAUCUCGUUCGUUCGACGUAUUGGUUCACUCCAAGUCCUGAUGUAACUGCCAGCUUGUUCAACUCGCUACGAAAUAAUUUGAAGUACCCCGAAACGAUUGGACCACACAAGGUGAAGAGUGUGAGAGAUCUUACAACCGGAUACGAUAACUCUCAACCGGAUAACAAGGCCGUGCUGCCAAUAUCAACGACUUCCGAGAUGAUCACUUUCACUCUGGAGAAUGGAAGUGUCGCUACGCUCCGUGCAUCAGGCACUGAACCGAAAAUCAAGUACUACAUCGAACUGAAGACAGCUCCUGGCAAGAAAGAAAGGUACGUUAUGGAUCGAAUAUGNGAGAAUGCUGUGGUUGAAACCCUACUUCGACCGCAACAAUUCGGUCUUGUCCCCCGUAAAUAG
Haemonchus placei is the source of this 1716-nucleotide messenger RNA. Lineage: Eukaryota; Metazoa; Nematoda; Chromadorea; Rhabditida; Trichostrongylidae. The record is from the annotation of a GenBank genome assembly.